CAAACAAGAAAGUUCACAAAAUUGCAAAAAAGUCCACAAAUAUGUAUAUAUUAUAAUCUUACCUUUUUGUGUAUGGUAGGUUGGCCAAACCAAAUCCAAGUUUCCAAUUCUACAAACACCAGAAGGAUCCUCACUUUAACUUCUUAUAAUAACAAGAAUGGAGCUGUUGUUUUGCUUUUUCUACUAAGAGCAACAGAGAUGGAGAAGAUGACGAGUUUAAACCAUCUGUUCGUGACGACGUUCAUCGGAAGCUUGUCGAUGUUCAUGGUCAUUCCGAGCAUUGUUGACAUAACAAUGGAGUUUUUGUGUCCUCACCAGGAUCACUGUUCCAUCGCCAUUUAUCUCUCUGGUCUCCAGCAGGCGAUUGUAGGGCUUGGAGCAGUGGUGAUAACACCAGUAAUUGGGAAUCUAUCAGACAGAUAUGGAAGGAAAGCAAUGCUGACUAUCCCAAUGACGUUUUCAAUCAUACCGCUCGCCAUAAUGGGUUAUAGAAGAACUACCAACUUCUUCUAUGCAUUUUACAUCAUGAAAACUCUCACAGACAUGGUUUCAGAAGGCACUACAGUUUCACUAGCUCUUGCUUAUGUGGCAGACAAAACUUCAGAGGAUCAGAGGAUCUCGGCGUUCGGAAUCCUAUCUGGGGUCAGAUCUGUAGGUUAUGUGUGUGGAACCUUUUCGGCUCGGCUCCUUUCAACUGCUACAGUGUUUCAGGUGGCUGCUUUCAUGUCAGUGCUUGCAGUAGUGCACAUGAGGAUUUUUCUCAAGGAAAGUAUUCCAGAUCAGAAUGAGUUGACUCAACCGAUCUUCGACGAGAACUUAAGUGGUGGUGAUGAUGAAAAUGGACCAGAAUUACCUACAAUAACUCAGUUAUCGAUAGGGAUGUCUUCUAUAAGAGACGUUAUCUCCUUAAUCACGAGUAGCACAACAUUUUCACAAGCAGCAAGAGUUUCCUUCUUCAAUAGUCUAGCAGAGAAGGGGAUGCAAGCAUCACUAGCGUAUUUCUUAAAGGCCCGUUUUCACUUCGACAAAAACCAGUUUGCUGACUUGAUGAUAAUUGAGGGGGUUGCCGGGGCCGUUUCACUGUUUCUUUUGAUGCCCGCUUUGGCACUAGCUAUAAGACAGGAGAGGUUGCUAUCGAUAGGGCUGUGGGCGAGCAUUAUAAAUAUACUACUUAACAGCAUAGCUUGGUCAGUUUGGGUUCCUUAUGCUUUAAGAGCAUUUACAAUUUUUACAAUUCUGGUCAGUCCAAUAGUAAGUUUUCCUUGCUUUCUUCAAAGCUUGUCUUUGCUCAUGAAAAAGUGCCGUGGCAUUCACACGAAUCUAUGGCUUGAACAGAUAUUCAACAUUGCAUCGAGUCAAGUUGGACCGAGUGAGCAGGGGAAGGCCCAAGGAUACAUCUCAGGCAUUAAUUCCCUUGCGAACAUUGCUUCUCCAUUACUUUUCAGUCCCUUGAUAGCUCUUUUCCUCUCCAAGGAUGCACCAUUUGACUUCCCCGGCUUCGGUAUUUUGUGCAUUGGGCUCGCUUCGUUGAUUGGCUUCACUCUAAGCCUGAUGAUCCGGGUAGACCCGUUCAUUUGCAUUCAGAAAAUCAAAAACUUAGUGUAGAGCUUGUUCAUAACAGCCAGACAGAGGGAUUUAGGAAAUCCCGAAGUAAAAUCCUUAUUGGUAGAUACUGUGAAUUUGAAGCAACACAGAGACAACAGA
This is a messenger RNA of Cucurbita pepo subsp. pepo (vegetable marrow), 1704 nucleotides long. The record is from RefSeq and is a predicted model, not a curated record. Lineage: Eukaryota; Viridiplantae; Streptophyta; Magnoliopsida; Cucurbitales; Cucurbitaceae.